AUGCAACAAAAAUCCUUAAAAUACGAUAAAAACAAUGACAAUGAAGAAAUCACAACUCACGAGGAAAUUUUCGACUCCGAAGAUGAAAUGAAAAGAUCUCUAUCGCACUUAUGUUACGGUGAUCUUUACGUCCUUGGCAGGCUGUGGAUUGGAGCGCUUAAAAGCGUUCUAGUUGGCGCCAAUAUGAAUAUAUUCCCAGUAGUUGAAGCCGCCAAACCAGACCCAACCCCAAAAUGUCCACCUCCAAUGAAAUACAAAGACCUACCCCUGUACACGAGCCCACAUUACGAGUACAAAGUGUAUCAAGACGAUCAAUUGAAGUGUCCUAAGUAUAACGUGCCAAUUAUGCAGGACUACUUGCUGCCAACAGUGAAAAGCUACCGAUCGGAUACCCAGAAAAGCCUAUGCCAGAUUAAAUGUGGCUUCGCGAACGCCUGGGUGCAAUUGAAGAGCGAAAUGGCGGACCACGAUAGGAAUUUUAAGAGAUUUAUGCGGGACCCCAACAGGCUUGCCAUGAGGCAAGGUAUCGUGGCUUUUGGACUAGUUUCUGGAUAUUAUAUGGCGUCCAAACGCGGUAUACCAAGUCGGAUAGUGGGUACAACACUGGGUGGUCUAUUUGCUGGAGCGAUAUGCUUUCCUAAGGAAACUGACGAGAUCUUCAGAGGCAUGAUAUACAGUGGGGGGAAAUUUGUUAUUGGGAUUUAUAACCAGGUUUUUGGUGGGGAUAUUGCGUUCAGGGAACGGUUAGCGUGCAGAGACGACCUGCCGCCGGUUCCACCACCAAGGAAGCGUACAUGUGUAAAGAAGUAG
Zerene cesonia (dogface butterfly) is the source of this 810-nucleotide messenger RNA. RefSeq lists its product as uncharacterized. NCBI's taxonomy places the organism in Eukaryota, Metazoa, Arthropoda, Insecta, Lepidoptera, Pieridae. The record is from RefSeq and is a predicted model, not a curated record. The transcript has a single exon. Bases 1 to 810 code for a protein of 269 amino acids.